AUGCGUAUUCGAAGUCGACGUACACUUCCUUGUGCCGAACGCACUUUCGCAACGAGGUGGUGCGAUAUCACGCCACUCCGCGCGACAGAGGUUGUCGCGACGCGCGCUGUUUUGGUUGGAUUCCCGCAACCACAUGCUUUGAGCGGUUGCUGCGUAAAACUUAUAACUGUUGCUGACGUUCGCACUUUGUGCUUUUUGGGGGUGACUUUUAUUAAUAAAAAUUCGGAACAUUUUUUUCUGGGAGUUGGUGUUUUCAACUCGCAACGAACAAUACAAAAUGGGUUGAUCACACCGGCCAGCAUGUAUUCUAUGAACUAUAUUGGGAAGUUCAUUGCGAACUUCCGGGAUUUCUACAACGAGAUCAACAGCGCGACGCUGACCGGCGCCAUCGACGUGGUGGUGGUGGAACAGCCCGAUGGCAGCUUCACCUGCUCACCGUUCCACGUGCGCUUCGGGAAGCUCGGCGUGCUGCGCUCCAGGUUCAAAGUGGUCGACCUGGAGCUGAACGGGGAGCAGCUGAACAUCCACAUGAAGCUGGGGGAGUCCGGGGAGGCGUUCUUCGUGGAGGAGGUGGGCGAGGAGGAGGCGGUGCGCUCCGCUCACCUGGCCACCUCGCCGAUUCCCGCGUCGCACUUCGAGAGCCUGUACGAGCCGAGGCGCCGCAACUCCCUCUCCGCAGUAGAACCGGACCACGGCCAGGCGUCCGACUACACUAAACGACGGUACACAGCUGACGGGCAAUCCAUACAGAAGCCGGACUUGAGCAAGAUAAAGGCAAAAGACGACAAACAACCGAGGGACGACCACGAGGCGUUGUUCGAAAUGGAGCUCCUGGACGAGGUGUCGGUGGACUGGACUGACGCGAAGCCGAGGACCUUCGCGGCGGCCCAGCUGGGGGGGGCGGGCAGCGAGGCAAGCCAGGCGGUGCAGAAGAUCAGCGCGGAGAACGACUUCCGCCCGAUUGAGGCCGCCGCCGCCCAGGACGAGCCCAAGCAGAACGGCAACGGCAAGAAGAAGAAGAAGACCCGGAAGGCCAGCACGAAGAAGAAGCACCAGCGCAAGUCGUCGACCAGCUCCGUCUCGAGCCAGUCGGACCUGGUGGGCUCCGAGCCGCGCGCCACCCAGCCCGCCCCCAUACCUAACAGCGCCGACAUCAACUUCUUCAGUGACACCGAAGUGAACGCCACCACGAUUAGUGAAGAGAUGUCGAAUUUCAAGCUGAACGGCGACAACCGCAUCCCGCUGGCGUUGUCCGAUACAGCGUUCGAGGUGCACGCAGCCCCCAGACACGCCAAGGGAUCGCGCAGCGGCACGCCGGUGCAGUCCGACACGGAGGUGGAGCUGUCGCGCGCGACCGGCGGCGACAAGUCGUCGCAGUCGUGGCGCUGGGGCGAGCUGCCGGAGCCGCCGAAGAGGGGCGCGGGGGCGGCGACGCCGGAGUCGCCCGCGCCCCCCGCCAGCCCCGCGUCGCCCGCGUCCCCCGCCGAGCCGCUCAGCUCGGACGAGGAGCGGCCGGGCCGGCGCGGCGUGCUCAGCGGCAUGUUCCGCUUCAUGUCGGCGAGGGACGCGGCCCGCGACGAGCCCGCCCCCGGGGGCGUCUACCUGGACGACCUCGACCGCGGCCAGGUCGAUCCCGACCUCUACUUCCCCAAGCACCACGCGGAGCGCUACCGCUCAGGCGGCGGCGGUGUGCAGCCGGCCGGUGGGCCGACCGAAGAGGAGUACGAGUCAGGCAACGGGCCUUCAUUGCCGCAAUCGCCCGCUUCGCUAGAAGCGCCCCCUAUCGACUCCGAUGACGACGACAAAAUACUCCACAAGGGCCAGGUGUCGGUGUACGUGCGCGAGGGCGCCGUGUCACGGUCGCUGCCGUUCGAGGAGUUCUGCGUCCGCGGCGAGGCGCUGGCCGCCGAGGGGCGGCUGGUGGUGCGCGUGGGGGCCCGCUGGCUGCCCUGGCGCAGCGCCGGCCCGCUGCUGCUCUCUCUGCUCGCCUACCGCCGCCCCCUGCCCAACCGCAUCUUGGAGUCGCUGGACAAGGCAUCGGCGGAGGCGGAGGCGGGCGAGGCGGCGGGCGCGCGCGCGGGCGGUGAGAGCGCCGACGCCAAGCCGCGCUCCUACUCGUGGUGGAGCUGGCGCCGCUCCAACGCCGACCCCAAGCGGAUUGAGCCAUCGCCGCCUAAGGAAGAAAUCGGGAAGGACUUGAUUGCAGCAAGGCAUACGUCGGAAAUUACCAAAGCCUUGACAGAUAUGACAAUUAGUCAAGACCAAUUGGACAGCCCCGGUGAGGAAAAGGACAGAGAUUCAGAAGAGACUAAUGUCAAUGAUGUCAUAGAGCCAAUAGAAUUGACGCAGAACGAUAUGACAGAGGCGUUGCCAGAUACGGAGCUGCCUCAAGAUAAAGGUGAACAGCAAGAUCAGAGUUCGUCGGACUCCGAGCAAGAGACGCAUCAGAAGCAUUCCCGUCGCCAAUCCACAUUCCGCAAAACUCUGCGGCUGUCUUCCGAACAAAUCAAAAAGCUGAACCUGCGCGAGGGCAUGAACGAGAUGGUGUUCAGCGUCACCACCGCCUACCAGGGCACCACGCGCUGCAAGUGCAACGUGUUCCGUUGGCGAUACGACGACAAGAUCGUCAUCUCCGACAUCGACGGCACCAUCACCAAAUCCGAUGUCCUUGGUCACAUUUUCCCGCUGGUAGGGAAGGAUUGGGCUCAAUCGGGUGUUGCGCAGCUCUUCACCAAAAUCAAGAAUAAUGGCUAUCAAUUGUUGUAUCUGUCAGCGAGAGCCAUUGGCCAAGCGCGGGUGACGCGCGAGUACCUGCGCUCCAUCCGGCAGGGCGAGGUGUGCCUGCCGGACGGGCCGCUGCUGCUCAACCCCACGUCGCUGCUGCGCGCCUUCCACCGCGAGGUCAUCGAGAAGAAGCCCGAGGAGUUCAAGAUCCAGUGCCUCGCCGACAUCAAGGCGCUCUUCCCGCACGGCUCGAACCCCUUCUACGCGGGAUACGGGAACAGGGUGAACGACGUGUGCGCGUACCAAGCCGUGGGCAUUCCGAUCGUGAGGAUCUUCACCAUCAACUACAAGGGCGAACUGAAACACGAGUUGACGCAGACAUUCCAGUCCACGUACUCGCACAUGUCUGUGCUGGUGGACCAGAUGUUCCCGCCGGUGCUCUGCGAGCCGACGGGCGAGUUUUCGCACGCGGUGUACUGGCGAGAUCCGCUGCCCGAAAUCGUCCUGCCGCCGCUGCCCUCAGCCCCCAACAACCCUGUCAAACAC
Molecule: messenger RNA, 3270 nt
Organism: Iphiclides podalirius (scarce swallowtail)
Lineage: Eukaryota; Metazoa; Arthropoda; Insecta; Lepidoptera; Papilionidae
Source: the annotation of a GenBank genome assembly